UUUUCGAUUUUGACGAAUUCUCUAUACUAGAUAGAGAAAAAAUAAGAGGAAGGAGAUUGAUAUCGGAGAUGAUACACAUAAAUUUGCAAACCAAUCCAAUAAACACUAAAGAAGAUAUAAAUAAGUUGAAUGACAAAUAUUCUCAAUUUCUAAAAUCUCAAUAACACUUUCAUCACAUCCAAUAGUUUACUUUUCUCGGUCAUUUACUUCUCUCCUAUCUCAAGGUCCUAAAUCUGCUUUUAAAUGUAUUCAUUCGCAUCUUAAAUUGUAUUGUGUCUUUUGAAUGUAUUGCGAUGCCUCUGUUUUCGUCGAUUAAAUGAGUUAGUUGACGACGUGACAUUCGUCCGUCCACACGUGCAUUCAAACACGAUUCUGAUCGGUGGUUUAGCGAAUUUUGGAGCAGUGGGAACCACUUCGCUUGUAUUUUACCUCAAAGUGGUUCGAUGAACGUCUUGUAAUGGCUGAAUCUAUAUAUCAAUCGCUUAAUGAUCCGAUUGCAAAACUGUUUUACUACUUUCUAGAAUGGAUUUUAAGAAAAAUAGUCGGAACCAACGAAUUCUUUCAAAGCGACAAAGUAGUUAUUACUUCAUUGGAUACGAAAAUGAGACUUUUGUUUAAGGAAUUGCUCGAAGGUUAUAUAGACCGUCAAAAAUUGAACUCUACAAAAUUGGAGAUGAUCGAUCCAAAAAAUGAAAGUCUCUUCAUGUCCUUAGAAAAUGUAUAUUUCGGUGUCAGAGUAAUGACUGGUCUACAAGAUCCCAAGCUUGCUACGAUGCGGAACGCAGUGACUGAUUUUAAAUUUAGGUGCCGUCAAAUGUUAAUAACAAUGUGCAUUUAGAUCAAACAACGUUACGAUUUCGCUGAAAAUAAUUUGCUGUCGAGCAUUAGUUGCUUUGAUCCAAAAAUUGCAAUGUCUUUAAAUGCAGAAAGGCCUCAAAGCAUCCAUCAGAUCAUUGCACAACUUCCGCGCAUCGUUUCAUCGGAAAAUUUAAACACAAUUCAACUUAUAGACGACCAAUGGAGGAAGAUGCCAAACGAAGCAGCGUUUCGAGAUUUUGUAUCAGAGACUCCAGAUUCAUUCCGGUUCAGGGUAAGAGGAUCCGAAAAUUUACUUAGGGAACAAGAAUAUAAAGAAUUAGGGCAAUUUGUCCUAGAUGUUUUUGUCUUGCCACAUUCAAAUGUGUCAUGUGAGCGAACUUUUUCAAAGGUGAAUAUGGUGAAAACAAAGUCGAGAAAUAAAAUGAUCACCAGUACUUUACAAGGAUUAAUCGCUGCUUCGGAAUGCAUCAGUCAAGUAGGAUGCAUGAAUUUUAAGCCUUCGGAAAAAAUGCUACAAUGCAUGACUGCAAAUACAAUUUAUGGUCCUAAAGCCUCCAAAUGUAACAAAACGCGUGUUUGUGAGAAUACGGAAAAGACUGCAGCUUCUGUUGAAAUCGAAGAUAUGGAGUAUGAUAUAACCUUUGAAACAGAAUGAGACAUGAGACUGAAAUGAGUCGAAUGUGAUUUACAAAAUAACAAAAAGUAUUAAUUAAAAUUCAAAUUUUUAUAGUAAAAUAAAAAAAUAUUUAUAACAAUUAUCUCAAUAAAAGUAUGUAAAAUUAGUAAAAUCGCAUGUUUCAAUUCACUGUCAUUGUGAAUACACCUUUACUCAUUUUUUCUCUCUCAGUUGCUCUCACUUUUUCUUUGAACCAACUCUUACGCAGGCGUACCAUAAUGUUAGGGAUAAUUCCAUAAUUUUGAUUCGUUAGUUCCAUAAUUUUCCCUGUAGGAUCUGGCAACGCUGAUUAACCUUCUUAUUUUACAAAAUUUCUCGUGUUUAUUUAAUAAAAUUAAUUAAAUACGACGAAAAAAUAGUUUAUAGUGCACUAAAAAAACAACGAAUAAACGGUUUAAACGAAAAAUGGUACCUGUGGUAAAACUUAAAGAGGACUUUUAGAAAAGGUACGAAAAAUUGGCAGUGUAAAUCGAAAAUUAUUAUAAUAUUUUAAAAAUAAGA
Messenger RNA from Leptopilina heterotoma, 1996 nucleotides. RefSeq lists its product as uncharacterized. Lineage: Eukaryota; Metazoa; Arthropoda; Insecta; Hymenoptera; Figitidae. The transcript has 2 exons. Gene Ontology annotation, molecular function: protein dimerization activity. The record is from RefSeq and is a predicted model, not a curated record. The coding region runs from base 911 to 1474 and encodes 187 amino acids.